CAUACAUCUUCCUCUUCUUCUCUUUUAGCAUAGCAGUAAUGGGAUUCAUAGAAUGCCUUGCCCGUUUCUUUCAAAAUGCAAGGCCUUACAUCGCAGUCAUCUCCCUCCAAUUCGGCUAUGCCGGGAUGAACAUCAUCUCCGUCGUCUCCCUCAACCGUGGUAUGAGCCAUUACGUCCUCGUCGUCUACCGCCACGCCUUUGCCACUGCUGUCAUGGCUCCUUUUGCACUCGUUCUCGAGAGGAAAGUAAGACCCAAGAUUACGUGGAAGAUUUUCAUUCAGAUGUUUGUUCUCGCUCUUCUUGGGCCACUGAUCGAUCAGAAUUUCUACUACGUCGGGCUGAAAAUGACAUCCCCAACGUACUCUUGCGCCAUAAGCAACAUGCUUCCUUCGAUGACAUUCAUCAUGGCAGUCCUUUGCAGGAUGGAGAAGCUGGACUUGAGGAAAGUGAGAUGCCAAGCCAAGUUGUUUGGAACAAUAGUGACGGUGAUGGGAGCCAUGUUGAUGACAUUUUACAAAGGAAGUGUCAUCAACUUCUUCUGGACCGAGCAAGCCCGCCACCCGAACUCGCAGCCAACGGCGGAUGCGGCUGCGCUCAACCACCACGACGACGGAGAGUUCAUCAAAGGCUCAAUUUUGCUCAUCAUUGCCACUCUAGCUUGGGCGGGGUUCUUCAUUCUCCAAGUCAUAACCUUGAGAAAAUACACCGCCCAUCUUUCUCUCACCACCAUGGUUUGCUUUUUGGGAACCCUUCAGGCCAUUGUUGUCACCCUCGCUAUGGAACACCGCCCCUCCGCCUGGGCCAUCGGCUGGGACAUGAACCUUCUCGCCGCCGCAUAUGCGGGCGUUGUGGCAUCUGGGUUGGCGUAUUAUGUGCAAGGCUUGGUUAUGAAGACAAGAGGGCCAGUUUUUGUUACAGCUUUUAGCCCUUUGUUGAUGGUGAUUGUUGCUUUCAUGGGCUCUCUCAUCUUGGCUGAGAAGAUUUACGUUGGAGGGAUAAUUGGAGCAGUGGUGAUUGUAAUGGGGCUGUACUCAGUUUUGUGGGGGAAGUACAAGGAAGGCAAAGAGAAGGAAGUGGGAGAGGGUGUUGAAGAAGCAGUGAAAGGCGGUGAAUUGCCUGUAAUAAAUGAAGGCAUUAUUCAAAAGAACUACGAGGGUUUGGCCAUUAGUAUGCCUGCACCUGUCAUGGUCAAGAAGCUUCAAGCCGCUAACGAAGAAUAACUGAGGAAUGGACAGGGAAAAUGGAGGAGGAGAGGAAGAGAACCGAUUCG
Molecule: messenger RNA, 1270 nt
Organism: Cucurbita pepo subsp. pepo (vegetable marrow)
Lineage: Eukaryota; Viridiplantae; Streptophyta; Magnoliopsida; Cucurbitales; Cucurbitaceae
Product: WAT1-related protein At5g07050
Cellular component (GO): membrane
Molecular function (GO): transmembrane transporter activity
Source: RefSeq, a predicted model, not a curated record